UACUAAGAAGAUUACGUUUAGAGGUUUACUAGAAGUGAGAACAUUUUGUCUCUCAGGUACAAGGAAUUUUAUGAUGUAUUCAAAGAAUCGCUGUGGUAUACUGACAUCCUUCCUCUGAAAUUUAGUGUUCCUCUCUCCACCCACUGUCCCCACCCAUCCUACUUCUUCCUGCCUGAAGAGAAAGAGGGACAGAGACGGACAGAGGGAACAUAAUUAAAAGCAGACACCUUUAAGAUGCCUUGGAGAACUGUAGUAUUUUACUCUUUUUCUUCAGCGGACCGUGGCGGACUUAAAACAUUUAUAUGAGGCCCAUUUACAAAGGUAAGCCUGAAAAAAAAUACAAGACACUAAAGCUUCUGGGACUGUGUUUUGUGCUUCUGCUGUUGGGUGUUUGGGGUUGACAACUUGUUGGAGCAGGUUUUUCUUCUUGUCAGGUGAGUAAUACUAAUUGUUCAGUGUGAAUGCUGGGCUGUGCUCGACACGCCAGCACGGCCUUUUGUCUUGUGGCAAUCGGAAGAGACGCUUUUUGUACAAAACUAAUAAUUUCUGAAAAACCAAAACUGUUUCCUGGUGUCAGCUGUCUAUCUUGCAAAGGUACAAUUAGUUUUAGUGGAUGAGGUGGGAGGAGAGGGGGAAACAAAAGGAUCAAAACUAGAGUCAUCUUAGUGAUAUUGACGCUCAACUUUUUUUUUUAAAGUGCGGGAUUUCCUGAAAAGACAUGAGGGUGCAAACUCUCCCAAGAGCGCAAAUUUUGCAGGAGUUUAAUUUGCAGUGCCAGGCAUUGGCUGCUAAUAGCUACAGAGGCUUUAAACAGGAGUUUGAGGAGCUCAGUGAAGUUGGAAAAGAUCUCCCCACCAGGGCUGGGGACUCUGAGGUCAACAGGGAAAAGAACAGAUACCCAUUCAUUUUACCGUAUGAUCACUGUCGGGUCAGGCUCUCUGUUCAAAACUCCUAUCCACACACGGACUACAUCAAUGCAAACUUUGUGCCUGGUGGAGGAUCAGAAAGAGACUUCAUUUGCACCCAGGGUCCUUUGCCCAACACCAUAGCUGACUUCUGGAGGAUGGUGUGGGAGCAAAACGUCAGGAUUGUUGUCAUGGUGACAGCUCUGAAACACAAGGACAUAGUUUUCUGUGACAAGUACUGGCCACUGGACCCAGGGACAGUUUAUCAUGGACUCAUCCAAGUCACAACAGUGACUCGCAAACAAGGGCCAGAUUAUUUUAUCACCACCAUUAACCUCCGGCAUAGAGACUGUCCAACAGACAGGAUAAUCACACACUAUUACUACCCCUCCUGGCCUGACAGGGGAGUCCCUAAGAGCCCAUCUACUCUCUGCGUCUUCACUGAGCAUGUGCGGCAGCAUUUGGAAACCAUUCCUCGUCUGGGACCGGCUGUGGUGCACUGCAGUGCAGGUAUUGGCCGGACAGGAACAUUUGUAACACUGCUCUGGCUGCAACAACUGUGUGCGAGGGGUAUCCGGCCUGAUAUCAAGGCUGCUGUGCAGGACCUUCGUCUGCAUCGAAUGUGGAUGGUCCAGACUCUGGAGCAGUACGUGUUUGUUCAUCAGUGUCUGUUACACUGGCUCAGUGGAGGAACCUCAGCAUGGAGCUCACAGAUCCAGAGAGCCAGUUUAAAUGCCAACAACGACAUCCAGGAUCGGCCUAAGAGCUCCUCAGCACGGAGAGCGCGAUCGGGGAGGAGCCACCGUCACCAACCCCGACAGAAACCUGCAGCUGACCCACCACAGAACACAAUGCAGCAGAUUUUAAACCCGGGCAACCUACUGAGGCGAUUACUUCCUUCCUCUUCACUGUUCAAUCCAGCCACACACUUCAACUGAACAGGCAUGCUGGAAGAUGUAUAUAUGUAAAGAAAGACUACAUAAAUAAUUUUGCCAUCAUACAUCAGCUCACAGAAGGACGUGUAUACUGUAUGCGGUCGGGCCCUGCAGGCAGAAAACUGGCCUGACAACAUGGAGAUAAAAGAGCAGCUUCUAUCGUCAUUAGAAGAGAAUGAAUUCAAGGAAGAAGAAAUCAGGUCAAACCUGUUACCCUACUUAUCCUGGCAAAAAAAUAUUGAGGCUGGUACCUGUAUAUACUGGCACAUACUACAAGUUACUGACAAAAUAUUUAAUGUUAGCACAGCAUGUCUUUCUAUCUCAUUUUUAAAGUUUUUAUUUUUAUUGUGACUACUGAUAAAGUGCCAUUGUAAGAUGA
Messenger RNA from Haplochromis burtoni (Burton's mouthbrooder), 2219 nucleotides. RefSeq names its product receptor-type tyrosine-protein phosphatase V. The transcript is spliced from 11 exons. Gene Ontology annotation, biological process: protein dephosphorylation. NCBI's taxonomy places the organism in Eukaryota, Metazoa, Chordata, Actinopteri, Cichliformes, Cichlidae. Gene Ontology annotation, molecular function: protein tyrosine phosphatase activity. The record is from RefSeq and is a predicted model, not a curated record. Bases 719 to 1843 code for a protein of 374 amino acids.